Messenger RNA from Carica papaya (papaya), 1023 nucleotides. NCBI's taxonomy places the organism in Eukaryota, Viridiplantae, Streptophyta, Magnoliopsida, Brassicales, Caricaceae. The record is from RefSeq and is a predicted model, not a curated record.
AUGGGGUUAGCUCGAGCAUUCACUCUUCAAUCAAGAAAUAUACAUGAGUUCAAACAAGGAUCUCUGAAAUCAGAUAAUCGACAGUUUACAUACACUGAAAUUGUAAGUAUUACCAAUAACUUUGAAACUGUUGUUGGGAAAGGAGGAUUUGGAACAGUGUACCACGGUAAACUGGAUGAUGGAAUGCAAGUUGCUGUCAAAAUGCUUUCUUCUUUCUCAGCUCAAGGGUCAUAACAGUUUCGAACCGAGGCUCAGCUGUUGAUGCGUGUUCAUCAUAAAAACUUAACUACUGUCGGAUACUGCCAUGACAGUACUAAUUUUGGGAUUGUCUAUGAGCACAUGUCUUAUGGAUACUUAGAGCAGUAUCUAUCAGCUGAAGCAAAUCAAGUAUUGAGUUGGAAAGAGAGACCCCAAAUUGCAGUUGACGCAGCACAAGGGCUAGAAUACCUGCAUCGUGGGUGCAAUCCACCAAUAAUCCACAGAGAUGUGAAGAGUGCAAAUAUUUUACUGAAUGAAAAAAUACAAGCAAAGAUUGCUGAUUUUGGGUUCUCAAAAUUCUUUCCAGUUGAAAGUGGCAACCAUUUAUUGACUUCAAUUGCUGGUACAGUGGGAUAUUUAGACUCAAAAUACUAUUCAUCUGGGAGGUUAAUGGAGAAAAGUGAUGUAUACAGCUUUGGUGUGGUUCUAUUGGAGCUAAUUACGGGACAGCCUGCAGUGAUACAAACCCAUGAAAACACAAACAUAACAAAAUGGGUGAGUUUGUUUAUGGAGAAAAAAGAUAUCAGAAGGAUAAUUGAUCCGAGACUGGAAGAGAAUUAUGAAAUGAAUUCAGUGUGGAAAGCUUUGGAGAUAGCCAUGUCAUGUGUACCUUCAACUUCAAUCCAGAGGCCACCUAUGAACCAUGUUGUGAUUGAGUUGAAUGAGUGUUUGGAGACUAAAAUAUCUCGUGACAUUACAUCAUUUACCUCUUUUGAUAUCAUCCCUCUUAAUCUCGGUGUUGAAAUUGGUCCUCAGGCUCGAUAG